This is a messenger RNA of Camelina sativa (false flax), 387 nucleotides long. NCBI's taxonomy places the organism in Eukaryota, Viridiplantae, Streptophyta, Magnoliopsida, Brassicales, Brassicaceae. The record is from RefSeq and is a predicted model, not a curated record.
UGUGUUCAUGUCUCAUAACGAAAAACAGUGUGUCAACGUGAAAAUCCAACCAUGGAGAUGAUAAGCAUAACCGAGGAAUGGCAAUCAAAAGCCAUGGAUUUUGAAGUCAUUUCCCAAGCCACCAACUUCUUCUCUGACUCCAACAAGAUUGGAGAAGGUGGUUUUGACAAGGGUCGGUUACUUAACGGGUUAGAGGUUGCUGUCAAGAGGAUUAUUAGUAUGACACCUGAGGGGAUCGAAAACUUUGACAACGAGGUGAGACUCAUUGGGCUAGUUCAGCAUAUAAACAUCAUCCGACUCAUUGGUUUUUUCUCUGACGAAAACGAGAGGAUCCUAGUAUAUGAGCACCUGGAAAACCUAGGACUCAACUCGUGCAUUUUCGGUUAG